Molecule: messenger RNA, 3447 nt
Organism: Carassius auratus (goldfish)
Lineage: Eukaryota; Metazoa; Chordata; Actinopteri; Cypriniformes; Cyprinidae
Gene: aass
Product: aminoadipate-semialdehyde synthase
Exons: 23
Coding region: 1-2817 (938 amino acids)
Cellular component (GO): cytoplasm
Molecular function (GO): saccharopine dehydrogenase activity
Source: RefSeq, a predicted model, not a curated record
AUGCUGCGUCUCGUGAGGAGCCAGGGCCGAGGGUUUAGGGGCUGUGUGUGCUGUCAGCGGAGGUUUCAGCAUCACCAUCUCCACCAGCAGAAUCACAAGAGCGUCAUAGCCAUCCGCCGCGAGGAUGUCAACGUGUGGGAGAGACGCGCUCCUCUGGCACCGCGACACGUCAGGGAGAUCACAGCAGCUGGACACAAGGUGCUCGUGCAGCCCUCCAACAGACGGGCCAUCCACGAAAAAUACUAUGAAAAAGCAGGGGCGGUCAUCCAGGAGGACAUCUCAGAGGCGUCGCUCAUCAUCGGGGUGAAAAGGCCCCCGGAGGAAAAGGUGUACCCCAACAAGACCUAUGCCUUCUUCUCUCACACCAUUAAAGCACAAGAGGCAAACAUGGGGCUCCUAGACGACCUUCUUAAAAAGAAAGUUCGACUCAUUGAUUAUGAAAAAAUGGUGGACCCCAAUGGCUACAGAAUUGUGGCGUUUGGACAGUGGGCUGGUGUUGCUGGAAUGAUUAACAUUUUACACGGUCUGGGCCUGCGUUUUCUUGCACUUGGACAUCACACCCCAUUUAUGCACAUUGGUAUGGCGCACAACUAUAGAAACGUCAGCCAGGCCAUCCAGGCGGUGAGGGAUUGUGGGUAUGAAAUAUCCUUAGGUCUGAUGCCCAAGUCCAUUGGUCCUCUCACAUUUGUGUUCACUGGCACCGGCAAUGUGUCCAAGGGCGCCCAAGACAUCUUCAACGAGCUCCCCUGUGAGUAUGUGGAGCCUCACGAGUUGAAAGAAGUGUCAGAGAGUGGAGAAAUGACCAAAGUGUACGGCACAGUGAUCAGCAGACACCACCACCUGAUACGAAAGAGUGACGGACUCUACGACCCCCUGGAGUAUGAAAUCCAUCCGGAGCUUUACACGUCUCACUUCAGGGACACUGUGGCCCCAUACACAACCUGCCUGAUAAACGGCAUAUACUGGGACCCUCACACACCCAGACUGCUGCGGCGACUGGACGCCCAGCGACUGAUUAGACCCGUUAUAACUGCAUCAUCGUCACCUGAUCUCGGCUGCCCUGCACUUCCCUACAAGUUCUUGGCCAUCUGUGACAUCUCUGCUGACACGGGCGGCUCCAUCGAGUUCAUGACUGAGUGCACCACUAUUGAGAAGCCCUUCUGCAUGUAUGAUGCCAACCAGCAUAUUGACAAUGACAGUGUGGAAGGUAAUGGCAUUCUCAUGUGCUCCAUCGAUAACCUGCCUGCCCAGAUGCCCAUUGAGGCGACUGAGUAUUUCGGGGACCGGCUGUUCCCUUACAUCUGGGAGAUGCUCCCAUCGGACGCUACCAGAUCGCUAGAGGAAGAGGACUUCUCUCCACAAGUCAGAGAUGCUGUGAUUACAUCCAAUGGGAAGUUGACGCCUAAAUUUGAAUACAUCCAGAAACUUCGAGAAAGGAGGGAGUCGGAGCAGAUCUUAAAGAAAGGAGGAAUGAAGCGGGUGCUUUUGCUGGGCUCAGGCUAUGUGUCUGGGCCAGUUAUCGAGUAUCUCACCAGGGAGGCUGGCACUCAGGUCACAGUGGCAUCAAAUCUGUUGAAUCAGGCUGAGGACAUGGCAGCCAGGUAUCCCAACACCAUCGCUGUGAUGCUGGACAUCACCCGCCAGGAAGGCCACCUCGAGUCUCUGAUCAAAGACCACGACAUCGUCAUCAGCAUGCUGCCAUAUGCGUUUCAUCCACAUGUAGCUAAGCAAUGCAUUAAAAUGAAGGUAAACAUGGUGACCGCCAGUUACUUGAGCCCAGCCAUGAAGGAGCUUCAGAAGAGUGCCGAGGAAGCUGGCAUCACCAUCGUCAAUGAGAUUGGUCUGGACCCUGGCAUUGAUCACAUGUUGGCCAUGGAGUGCAUCGACAAGGCCAAGGCAGACGGUUGCACUGUGGAAUCGUACAGCUCUUUUUGUGGUGGUCUUCCUGCCCCAGAGUGCUCAGACAACCCACUGCGAUACAAGUUCAGCUGGAGUCCGUACGGCGUCCUGCUCAACACCAUCAGUCCAGCCAUCUAUCUGAAAGACAAUCAGGUGAUCAGUGUUCCUCCUGGCGGGGCUCUCCUGGAUGUCACAAAGCCCAUGGACUUCAUGCCUGGUUUCAACUUGGAGGGCUUCCCCAACCGGGACAGCACCAAAUACGCGGAGCCGUACGGAAUUGAGUCCGCUCGCACGCUCAUCAGAGGAACUCUGCGCUUCAGGGGCUUCUCCUCUGCAAUGAGUGGCUUCGUCAAACUGGGACUCAUCAGCACCGAGCCCUGUCCGCUGCUGGGACACACGGCUUCUCCUGUCUCAUGGAAAGAGCUUCUCUGUAAGCAGAUUGGCUUGUCCACAUCUGUGAGCAGCCGUGUCUUCGAGGAUGCCAUUUAUGAGCGGAUUGGACAAGACGACUUCAGAAUGCAGAGUCUCAGAUGGCUCGGGAUGCUCAGUGAAGAGCCGGUUCCUCACGCCGAAACCAUCUUAGCAGCAGUUGCUAAGCAUCUGGAGGCUAAACUGUCGUUCACUAAAGGUGAGCGCGAUAUGGUCAUAAUGAGGAACGAUGUCGGUAUCAGACACCCAACGGGCGAGCUGGAGACCAAACACCUCAGUCUGGUUGUUUACGGGGAUCCCAAUGGAUACUCAGCCAUGGCUAAAACCGUGGGCUACCCAGCAGCCAUUGCAGCCCGUAUGGUGCUCAACGGUGAACUGACCACUAAAGGCCUGGUGGUGCCGAUGACGAAGAACAUCUACAGUCCGGUGCUGAAGAGACUGCAGGAGGAGGGUCUCCAGUGCAUCACCACGAGCACCAUCUCAGAGUAACCACACACCUGAAGAGCUCAUCUCUGUGCCACAUGUGUAAUGAAACCCAAACAUCCAUUACUGCUCAUAUCCCACAAUGAACGGUUGCGAUCUUUGACUCCAAUUCAGAGUGAUCCAACGGUUAGUACUUAGUUUCUAAAAUAGAGUUACACAGUCUGUAGAUGUUCGUAUUAAUUGACAAUUACUGUUCCUUUUUAUCAGUGUUGUCAUAAAUUAGGAGUGUACUGUAAAUGAGCUCCCACACAUCACUUUGACACAGAACCAUCCCAAUUCCACUUCCUGGCAAUGAAAAAUAACUAAAGACGGUCAUUAUUUUCCUACCCUUGUACGAAAAGGGUUUAAACAUGAACUUCUGCCUCGGUUCAAAACAAGCAGUAACAUCAUAUUUAUGCAAAACAUGAUGUCAUGUUGAGUACUACUGAUAAAAUUGUCAAUUUUCUGUAAAGCUAUAGCAUCCUGUCAACUGAAUAUUUCUUAAAUGUGAAUCUUGGCACUAUAGUGAAUUAUAAAAUUAAAAAAAAGCAUAAACAUGAAUUGGCAUUAAAAUAAUCUCCAGACCAUUUUAAGCAUAGCAUGUCCAAAGAGUUGUUUUAAAACUAGCUUUUCUCCAAUAAAACAUUUUUCGUUUUC